Molecule: messenger RNA, 2308 nt
Organism: Vavraia culicis subsp. floridensis
Lineage: Eukaryota; Fungi; Microsporidia; Pleistophoridae
Product: trehalose-phosphatase
Exons: 1
Coding region: 149-2308 (719 amino acids)
Biological process (GO): trehalose biosynthetic process
Cellular component (GO): cytosol
Molecular function (GO): catalytic activity
Source: RefSeq, a predicted model, not a curated record
UGACGCUUUGCCAAAUUUUACGAACUGUUUUGAUCAGUGCUGUGCCAAUUCAUUUGUUUGCUGAUUUAUCAUUGACUUGUUAUUUAUCACUUUAAACUCCACGUGACCUAUUAAAGCGAAGGAUCACUCCUUUUAAGGUUUAAAAGGAAUGGUUUUGGUAACAGUAAUGUGUAAAUACGUUGUUGUAAGUCGAUUAAUAUAUGGAAUAACAGUUGAUAAAGAGAAAGAAGACGCGAUAAUUGAGAAUGCUUGUUCGCUGCUGCUCGACUCGAGCAAUACGAACAGGUCGAGUGGUUUGAAGGCGCUGAACAAGACUAAAGAGCCGAGCUUCAUAAAAUGCUACAAGAACCCGAGCUACGCAUCGUUCAUAAGCACUCUUAGCGAUGUAGUGUUUGUGGGCGUGCCUGACAACUACAAGAAGAAGGUAAGUGAUAUUCUAACGGAAGAAUACAAGGCCAAGAUAAAGUCUUUUCUUCAAAGCAAGCAUUGUCUGCCCGUGCUGCCCAGUUUAAAGAAGUACAACUAUGAGCCUUGUAGGUUUGCGCAAUAUCUGAAAUAUUUGGCGUUUGCAAGAGAGUGGGAUGCUCUUUUCAAGGAUUAUGAUGAAAAACUUAUGUACGAGGACUUCGUAAGUUACAAUGAAUCGUACUACAAGGUGCUGAAGAACGCGGUAAAAAAGAACGACGAAAUAAUCAUUAUGGACCCGGAGCUCUGGCUGCUGCCAGGCUAUUUUGAUAACAUAAGGGUGAGUGUUGUCUUCCUGACGCCGUUCUUCAAGAUUGAAUUCUUCAAGUGUGUUUAUAACAACAUGGAAAUUCUGAACUCGCUUUUGAAGGCUCAUCUGGUCUUCCAGAAUGCAGAUGAAGUGACCUCAUUCUUGGAACUGUGCGCAAUCAACAUCCCAAAUUUUGACGAACAGUCCGUUAGCAUACAGAUUCUGCAGGUUGGACUUGAUAUGGAUUACAUUAACAUGAUAAAAGGAAACCCUAGGAUGGAAGAGCGUGUGGCCCAAAUCAGGGAGAAUUACAAGGGCAAAAAAAUAAUCCUAACAAUCCUAAAUACUGUAAACAGUGAACUAUCUGAGAAUGUUCUUAUCGCAUUCAAUGAACUGCUUGGUGAUACAGAAGCUGUCCUGGUGCAGAUCGAGACACAUUCCAAUCAACUUGAUGCUCAGAAACGGAUAGAGAUAUCAAAGGGAGUGAGCUUUAUCACAACAACGCGAGGGACAGACAGUGUGCUUACGGUUACACCAACCAACGAUCUGGAAUACUACUCGUUUCUUGCAGCUGCGGACUUGGGCCUUUUUCUGUUCGAUCAUUCAGUCACAAACAAGGGAUGCUGCGAUUUUGUUGCUGUGAACAGCGCACCAUUUGUUCUUUCGGUCAAUUCUGUCAAUCAUUUCACAUCGCUGCUCGUAAACCCGAAUGAUUCGAACGAGUUGCUUGCAAAAAUGAGAGAGGGACUAUCGCUUGGUACAGACGCCAUGCAUUCACGUAACAAGGAGGUACUACGUGGUAUGGCGGUCAGCGAUCUCGCGAAGAAGAUGGAAUACAGGGAGAAUGUUGCGAAAGACAAGGAACCAAAGCAGCUGGAAGAGACGAAGAUUCUGCAAGCAUUUGAGAAGGCAAACAAACGUGUUAUUGUUUUGGAUUAUGACGGAACACUCACAGAAAUAGUACCGGUUCCGUCAGAUGCUGCUCCCUCUGCUGAAAUAAUCAGUUUGCUGGAGUACCUUACCGAUUUGAAGAAUACAACGGUUGUAAUCGCAACCGGUAGAAGCAAAGAUGAAGCUGAGAAGUGGUUUACCAACCCGAAGAUACAACUAUAUGCCGAGCAUAGCGCAUUUUACCGCAAAAAGGGGCAGUGGAUCAGGCGAGAUGUUGAUUUGUCGUGGAUGGACGUGGCACGCCAGAUAAUUAACGAGUACGUUGCAUGCACACCAAACACCAAGCUUGAAGAGAAGAACACGGCGUUGGUCUUCCAUUAUCGCAAUGCCGAUGAUUCUUACAAGGACGAACAGGCUGAACGGUGCAGAAAGGCACUGGUGCAGGCACUCAAGGGUAGGGCCAACGUGAAGGUUGGAAAGUGUAUCGUAGAGGCGAAUUGCAGGGAUAUUGGAAAAGACUACGUGAUCAAGCAAUAUGAAAACUGUGAUUUCGGGUUAUGUGCUGGCGAUGACACUACAGACGAGAAGAUGUUCGGUCGUGAGUGUUUUGUAGGUAUUGUGGUUGGUAAAAAGAUCAGCAAGGCCGAGUAUUUUGUAGAGGAUCCGAAGGCGUUUAGAAAUUUCCUCAAAAAGCUGAAAUAA